AUCGAUGUUUGUGCCUGAAAAGUCGAUGUAUUCGAUUAAUCGACAAACAUCGCGAAGUUGUUACUGGCUAAAUUGUUAUGGUCCUCAUAAUAAAAAACCCCCUAUCAUCAUUACCUCCAAUUGUCAACUCUUCCUCAUCAUUCUCCAAUGAAAUCCAUUAAAUACUGAAAUUACAAAAAACAUCGAGAACAAUCGAUUCAAAAACUGAAUUAUUCAAGUCGUUGAUAGACCCCGGCAUUUGUAGGUUAUCACCAGCCCAGAGCAUAAGCAAAAUGUUAUUUAAACAAUCUCUGAAACUGCGCACAACAGGCUGUUCUCCAAACAUCAUCUCAAAUUUAUUGAGGUCCCAGAGCCGCUCGAGGUGCACAUCCCCAGGCCAAAAAUGGGAUUUGAUGGCUGCAGUCUGUGUGGAGAGACACCCAGUGAUAACAAAGCCAAAGCUGGAGCUGGAGCAGAGGGUCCAAGGGCUCUUGAACGAGAUGGAGUUCGAGAACAGCAUGAAGUGCGAUCACGAGCUGAGGGAGGAGCUCGAGGCGAAGCAGAGUGAACUCGUGAAGAAGGGGCUGGUAGAUAUGGAUCCAGACAAGGUGGCCACUAUAUCGGCGCAGGAUAUCGAGGACGCUGGGGAUGCUGAACUCGCAAAAUUUCCAUUUGCCUCGAGGGUCACUGAAGCUGAUAAGGGGAAUGUCAAAACCUCCCUCGAGAGGAAGCUGGAGAAGUGCCUGGUGCUGUUGGUGCAGCAGAAGGUGGGGGAGGACUUGUUCUGGCUGCCUCCUCAGGGGCCGAGGGAGGAAGGGGAAACCCUUCGACAGAGUGCAGAAAGAAUCUUACGUAGCACCUGCGGUGAAAAUUUGUCCGCAAAAAUCUACGGGAAUGCCCCCAUAGGAUUCUACAAGUACGUCUACCCAAGAGCAGUGAGAGAAAAGGGUUCGCGUGGUGCAAAAAUUUUUUAUUACCUAGCAAAACACGUAAACGGAAAUGUUCAGGAUAAAGUCAAGUAUCAGUGGGUGGACAGGCAGGAAUUGGAAGUCACGUUACCAAAGCCCAUCCACCGGAGUGUAUCAAUGUUCCUCGUGCCAGAAUAAACCCCCCAGCAUGUACCAAAAUAAAUACUGUACAUAGAAAAAAUUUAUUAAAGUGUUUCGAUUGAAAAGUCAAAAUAAUGAAAAUAAAUUUGGAAAAAUCAUGGGAGAAAUUUCCAAGUAUUUCCAUUUAACAAUUGA
Molecule: messenger RNA, 1223 nt
Organism: Diachasma alloeum
Lineage: Eukaryota; Metazoa; Arthropoda; Insecta; Hymenoptera; Braconidae
Gene: mRpL46
Product: 39S ribosomal protein L46, mitochondrial
Exons: 3
Coding region: 273-1085 (270 amino acids)
Cellular component (GO): mitochondrial large ribosomal subunit
Molecular function (GO): structural constituent of ribosome
Source: RefSeq, a predicted model, not a curated record